AUGAGGCGAGGAGUUGAGGGGGAGCCACCUCGGGAGGGAGCGAGAGGAAGAGGAGGCGGCAGUUCUGCUCCUUCUCACGGCGGCACUGGCGGGGUCUCUGCUGGCGGUGGCACUGCUGGCGGGGUCUCUGCUGGCGGUGGUGCUGCUAGCGGGGUCUCUGCUGGCGGUGACGCUGCUGCCGGGGUCUCUGCUGGCGGUGGCGCUGCUGGCGGGGUCUCUGCUGGCGGUGGCGCUGCUGGCGGGGUCUCUGCUGGCGGUGGCGCUGCUGGCGGGGUCUCUGCUGGCGGUGGUGCUGCUGGCGGGGUCUCUGCUGGCGGUGGCACUGCUGGCGGGGUCUCUGCUGGCGGUGGCGCUGCUGGCGGGGUCUCUGUUGGCGGUGGCACUGCUGGCGGGGUCUCUGUUGGCGGUGGUGCUGCUGGCGGGGUCUCUGCUGGCGGUGGCGCUGCCGGCGGGGUCUCUGCUGGCGGUGUAGUGCUGGCGGGGGUCUCUUCUGGCGGUGUCACUGGCAUUGUCGCUGGCGGUGUCGCUAGCGUCGGUGCUGGCGGCAGUUGCUGGCGGGUCCGACGGCGGGUCCGUCGGCUCGCUUGCUUGCGGGCUCGAGGGUCCGUUGGCGAGCUCGCUGGCGGGCUCGUCGGCGGGUCCGUAGGGGGAUCCGUCGGCGGGUCCAACGGCGGGUUUGUCGGCGGGCUUGCUGGCGCGCUCGUUGGCGGGUCCGACGGCGGGUCCGUCGGCAGGUUCGCUGGCGCCAAUGCUAUCGCGGGCGACCGUCGCUAG
This is a messenger RNA of Closterium sp. Naga37s-1, 774 nucleotides long. The record is from the annotation of a GenBank genome assembly. NCBI's taxonomy places the organism in Eukaryota, Viridiplantae, Streptophyta, Zygnematophyceae, Desmidiales, Closteriaceae.